AGAUUUUAAUUUUGAGGAUUAAUAGUAACAAAAAUGCAUUUUCAGUAUUUACUGAAGCAAUGGAUAUCUACUGAUGCUGUGUACGUAUGACUCACCAGUCUCUCAUUCUUACAAAAGGACAUUUCUUUUACCAGAAGGAUACUUCAAUCAAUAUUAUGUAACGGUACUCAAAAUAUACUGCCGUGUACUGUGCUGUCACUAUUUUAAAAGCAUUGUUGACUGACUACCUUUCACAAAUGUUGAAGUAAUUUUGAACUAAUAGGGUUACUUUUGAAGAAAUAUGCAUUCUGUAGCUGCUCAUGCCUUAAUAAAAGUAUGCAGUGUAUUAAAGAUGUUUCUUAAGCAUUUACUCGGAAGUACUCAGAAAAAGUGGCAGUAGUAGUAACAUUAGGAUAACUAGAAAUUAUCUCAGUUGUUACAGUUUAAGAGAAAUACUUAAUGACACCUGAAGUGUACUUCUGAAAAUACCGUUCUCAAAAUAACAGUAAUGGUUUGGGGAAAAUUACAUUGAUAUUAAUUGUAUGAUUUAAUAACCUGUGACAGGCUCACUAACAGAAUGCCAUAAGUAACAUAACUUUAGCAGAUCAAAUGCAGGUUGCCUUCAUGAAUGUAAUGAUUCAGAUCUGUCUCACUGUUUGACAUUUAAGCCCCAAGCCAGAACCUGAUACAGUUUCAUUUUUCAAAUGUCUUUCCUGCUGUUCUGAUUCAUGUAGUAAUGAUUUCAGACACCUGUGCUCACUGAAAUAAAUGAUACACUAUAAUCCGGAUGAUGGCACAGACAUUUUUCUUUUCCAGUCUACUCAUAUCCUAGUUCUCUGUCAUGCUUAUUUAUUUAAAUUCCCAUGUUUUUCUUAUUUUUGAAGUCGCCUUCCCAAGCACUGUCCCCACUUUCCAGACACCUUUCCUCCUCUUGGUCACACAUAGAUCAAAAGAUUCUCCAGGCUGCCUCUAGUGACUGGUUUUCAAGGACUGUUGUUUUUUCACCUUCAAGCGUGUGCAUCUUACCUCCUCCACCAUUUCCAGACAGUUUUCUUUGUGAUUUAGAAGAACUCAAUUCUUUGGCAUUAACAACAUCCCAAUCUGUAGCAAGAUCCCCAGGUAAUAGCAUUCACCAAGUUAAGGAUGAUCACUUUAUUCCAAAUACAGAGGUGUCUCUCAGCUCUCCUACAGCUCUUCCUCUGCCCUUUCUUGUAUCUACCUCUGUUUCAUAUUCAGCCAGCUCGUCUCAUGACAUAGCAUAUAAGCAUAGCAGCAACAGUACCAAACCAGGAAAAAAUGAAGACUUGAGAGGUAUACUUGACUCUUCAGUUAUCAAAGUACCUAGAGACUUGUCAGAUACAAGAGAGGGGGAACAUGGCACUAUCAGUAACAUCCCUUCACCCCAUGAAGGUAGCUCCGUCUCCAGAGUGCUAGCUGCAACUGCUGAAAAUGAAGAGGAAAUCCGUACCGCAGAUCUGUCAGUUAAUAUAGGGGAUCAGUCAAAGCCUCAAGAAUCAGAUUUCUACAGAGAAGCACAAGACACAAUGGAAGAACUGGCAAGACUCUAUAUAGAGGAGGAUCUGGGACAUGACAAUUUAAAAUUCCCAAUAGCAAGUGGAGGAGACUCCAUGGUAUGCUAUGAAGGAUGCACUUCACCAAAUAUUGAUAAGGCACCAACUUCUCACUCUGCUCCUACAACAACCCUGUCUACUGCUUCCCUCUCACCUCCUCUCCUUUCUAAACCCUUACAUCAGCAGGAGAAAGACUCACCAAAGUUAAAGGUAACUGCACCUUUUGAGUAUGGAUUGUUGCAAAUCUUAGUGUUUAUUAUUAAAUAACUGCAAGGCUAACACUGAGUUUGAUCUUUUCAGAUAUAUUGUUUCCUUUACUAAUAUUAAAUAACAUAGCACAUGCAGUAUUAAGAUAGGCCUUCUUCAAAUGAAACACAAGGUAAAACUAUAACUGUUAUGAUACAAUGAAAGAUACCAGUGAUAGGACAGCUGAAAGCCUUCAACUCAAUUUCAAGUCCUUACCAGAACAUCAGUAACUCUUAUUUAAUUGAAAGAAACAGAGUCAUAUUCAAGCACACAGAAACUAAGUAACAUUUGUAGUUUAAAAGUGUUUUCAAUUUUAAUCCAAAGCCUGGGAGAACACUCAUAAAUUUCACAAUAAAGGACCACUGCAGAGCAUCAUGUUCUAAGUACCAGUUCUGUUAGUCAAGGACUGAACAAAGAUUAUUCCCUUUUCAAGACUACGCUUUGUGUCAGCAUUGCAGCUCUGUAGCAGAAAAAUGAAAUCUGGAAAGCCUAUUGCUCUAGAUAGACAAAGUCAAUUCCCAGUGCAGUUUAGACCCAAAGGCAAUCUCCAGUGCUGACUUCCAGAGAGUCCAUUUGCUCAUGAAAAGGAGAAAAAGUCAUGUAAAAAGUUUGAGAAACUAAACAAUCCUAGAAAAAGUAACCAUUACAUCUAUGGCAAAAAAACCCCACAAACAUAUUUUUUUAAAAAAAUCUACCAUGUCUUACAGUGUGUAUUCAUGGAAAACCCAGACAUA
Gavia stellata (red-throated loon) is the source of this 2530-nucleotide messenger RNA. RefSeq lists its product as uncharacterized. Bases 843 to 1817 code for a protein of 324 amino acids. The transcript has 2 exons. The record is from RefSeq and is a predicted model, not a curated record. Lineage: Eukaryota; Metazoa; Chordata; Aves; Gaviiformes; Gaviidae.